AUGGUCAUCUAUUCUUUAAAUACAAAAGCUGAUGAACAUGAAAUAAUUUUAAAUAACCUCAAACAACAGUAUGAACAAGAAAAAUGUCAAUUGGCGAAAGAAGCAUCGAAAAAAGUCGCUGAUUUACGUCAGCGUGUAGAAACUCUAUCAUUAAAAAAAAAAACACAAAGUUCAAGUUUGGAAGAAAAAAUUUGUAUUCUAGAACUUGAACGACAAUCUCAAAAUGAUGAAAUAAGUCGUUUACAACAAGUGAGUAAUGAUCGUGAACGAACAAUAUCAGAAGAAUUUCGAACAAAAUUAUCUCAAGUUAAACAACGAUUAGAAAAUAUUAAAGAACAAUUUACAAUUAAUUUUGAUGAAAAAUUAAAAUCUUUAGAACAAAAACAUCAAUAUGAUAUUCAAUUAUUAAAAGAAAAACAUCAGCAUGAAUUAGAUUCAUUAAAAAAUGAAUUGAAACAAUUAUAUGAUAUUGAAAUAACAGCACAAACACAAUAUUAUAAUCAAUCGGUUGAACUUUUACGAACAGAAAAUAGAGAAUUAUGUGAUAAAUAUGAACAACAACUACAAAAUAUUAGAGAACAAAAACAAAUAAAUGAACGAGAAAUUCAAUAUGAAAAUGAUUUACAAAAAUUAACAAAAGAAAUUCAAUAUAAUCGUUUAGAACAUGAAAGACAAUUGAAUGAAAAAAAUUUAGAAUUAAAACAGAAAACAAAUGAAUGUGAUCAUUUAAGAAAUGAAUUAAAAGAAAUUGAAAAUAAUUUACAUUCAAGAAGCGAAAAUAUAAGUUCAUUAAAUGAACAGUUAAUGAAACAACGAAUUGAUUAUGAGCAUUUACAUAAUCGCUGUGAAUUAACAACAACAGAAUUAAAUACGGUCAAAGAACGAUUUAAUAGACAAUCAAAUGAUUUAGAAGAAAAACUGAAAUUAACAGCAGAAAAAGAUUUAAUUAAUCGGCAAUUGAAUACGGAAUUAGCACAAUGUAAAAAGCAAUUACAAUUAAAUAUUGAACGUUUGAAACAGUUGGAAUCUGAACGAAAUGCACUUUUAUCCAAAACAGAAACAACAUCGAGUUUUCUUGAAUUAAGAAUUGUUGCACUCGACAAGACAAUUAAUGAAUUGACAAAUGAAAAACAACAAUUAUUAUUAAAAUAUGAUAAUGAAUUAGCUGAAUUACGUUUAACUUAUGAUCAACAAGUGAAAUUAUGUAAAACAGAAAUGCAAAAUGAAAUUGAUCGAUUAAAAGAAAAUUUUAAACAAAUAUUGAAAGAUGAACAAGAAAAAGCACAUGCAAAUCUUUUAGAACGAGAACAACAAUUACGUGAACAAUAUGAAACUGAGAAAAUUCAAUUACUAAAUGAAUGGAAAAGUGAAAUAAAUUUAGAAAAAUCUCAACAAGAUGAUGUUAAAAUACAAUUAAAAAAUUUAAAAGAAAAAUAUCAAAAUGAAAUACAAGAUUUAAAACAACGUUUACAACUCAUGGAAAAAGAUUUUCAUACUGCACAAUUAUCUAUGACACAAAUGGAAUCAACAAAUGUUGACUAUAAAAAUCAAAUUGAAAAAUUAUUAAUUACAAUAGAUGAUGAAACAAAAACAUCGUUACAAAUAAAAUCUAAAUAUGAUGAUUUAAAAUCUCAGUAUGAUGAAUUAAUAAAUAGUUCAACAAUAAAAUUAAAAGAAGAAUUAGAAAAAUUAUCUACACAAUUGAAUGACAAAUGGUCAAAGACAUUAAAAUCUGAAUGUGAAAAAAUUCGUCUUGAAUUACUUCAUCAAAAAGAUGAAGAAAAAAAUUUAUCAAUUGAAGAAUUAAAACGUUUAAAAGAUAAUGAAUUAUCAUUGUUAAAAGAAAAAUGGCAUUUAAAAUGUAAAGAUUUAGAAAAUCAAUUAGAUAGUGUUAAAAAUCAAUUAUUAAGUGAACAACAACGAUAUAAAGAAGAAACAUUAGUGUCCCUAAAAAAUGUUAAUGAAGAUAAAAAACGGACAAUAAAUGAAUUUAAUUUAAAAAUUCAAGAAUUAACAACACAAAUACAACGUUUACAAUCUCAAAAUCAAGAUGAUUUAUUUCAACAAAAAAUACAAAUUCAAAAAGAACAUGUUCAACAAUUAAAUGAAUUAAAAACUCAACAAAUGGAAGAUAUUCGAGCACAACAACUUGCUCAUAAUAAUCAUUUAACAAUGAUAAGAAGUGAAGCAGAAAAAACAAAACAUUUAGAAUUGGAAAAGCAACAUGCAAAAUAUCAAACAGAUCUAGAAAAUGUACAAAAAGAUAAUAAACAAAAAUUUUUAAAUGAAAAAGAAGAAUUAACUCGUUCUCAUGUUAAAGAAGUAGCCGCUAUUCGUGCAGAAUUAGAGCGUGCUAUUGAAAUUACUAAGAUCAAGGAACGAGAAGCUGAUUUACGUAUUGAAGAUUUAACAUCCGAUUUACAAUCUAGACAAGAUCGUGUUGAUACAUGUAUGAAAGAUUUGGGUGAAUUACAAUUAUUGGUUGAAAAUUUACGCGUAGAAAUUGAUAAUCGCAGUAAAGAAAUUCAACGAGUACGAUCAGAAGCAAAUAAAGAAAUCAAAUCUCGAGAAGAAACAUUAAAUUCCAUGAAUGAACAAAAAUUAAAAGAAUUAAAUUCAAAGCAUACCAAUGAUCAACAACUCUUAAUACAAGAGUUUACAAAAGCUCAUGAAAUGUUAAAAGCAAAAGUUAAUGAAUUACAAAUACAACUUGAUCAAGCUGAACAACGUUAUCGAAAUCGUGAGUCAAGACCCGAAGAUCUUGAAUUAAUAGCAAAUUUACAUCAAACAAUUGUAUCGUAUCAAGAUCAAUUGAAGAAAAUUCAUGAAGAAAAGAAACAUUUAAAAAUGGAAUUAGUCAAUCGUGAGACGAAUUUUAAUAAAGUAUUUUCAAAUGCACCAACUUCAAAUGUUGGUGUAAUGAAUCCACUAUCGUUUAACACGAAAUUUGUUUCAAAAGCUGAUGCAUUACCAUCUCGCCUUAAAUCUCAAUCACCUAGACCGCCCCGAUUGGAUCCAUUGCCCUCAACAACCGGUGUACCUCAUGAUUUAACACUCAAUCCAAAUAAACCAUUACCACCAAAAAAAUAUGUGAAAUGA
This is a messenger RNA of Didymodactylos carnosus, 3099 nucleotides long. Lineage: Eukaryota; Metazoa; Rotifera; Eurotatoria; Philodinida; Philodinidae. The record is from the annotation of a GenBank genome assembly.